Branchiostoma floridae (Florida lancelet) is the source of this 1187-nucleotide messenger RNA. RefSeq lists its product as uncharacterized. The coding region runs from base 758 to 1150 and encodes 130 amino acids. The transcript has 2 exons. The record is from RefSeq and is a predicted model, not a curated record. NCBI's taxonomy places the organism in Eukaryota, Metazoa, Chordata, Leptocardii, Amphioxiformes, Branchiostomatidae.
UUGGACCGAAAAGUAUGACGUCACUCCCCCUAUAAAUAAGAGAUGCGCGCAGGAAUAUAUCAUUCUUCUGUGUGCUGGCCCUCCGGCUCGUCUGAAGCCAACAGCGUACGUCCUUCAUCGCCCCAGCGCAGAAAACUUGCCGGGAAAAGGCCACGUCGUUGCCGGGACAAGGCCACGAGAAUGCCGGCGGAAGACUCGCUACUACACGAUGCGGUGCAGCAGCUCAAGCUCGUGACGGCAGCUCGUACUCUCCCGGGUAUUGUAUCAGAGAUACACGGUACCACGCAAGGUGUGGUUGAGCACAGGAAAGCUCUAUCUGAGCCCGGUCUGGACAUUUACUUGUUCGGUUUGUGGUUGGUGUUGUGGUGAGACAUGUUUGAUAUCUGUAGUCUAGGCCUGUUGCAGGGCUCGCAGAGUCAUGUUUCUGCCGUACGGAAGGACUUCACGUUUUUGCAAAUUUUUCCGGUUGACUGUCACAUAGUUUCAUUGUCGCGUUUUGUCUGUUGCCUGUUUGCUGAGUGUUUUGUGAACGCUUUGUAAACGUUGUAUGCAGGUCCGACGGGAGAGAGCUACCUUUGAUAUUUAGAAUGUUUCUUUUCAGUUUUUAGUAUAUACGAUCGCAUCCUCUGUUGAAUUUUGCUGUGGCCACCUUUUUGACGACGCUGAUUAGUGGUGCUGUUUAGGAGUUUGCUAUUUGUGUGUUUUUCUUGUUUUGUGAAAGUGUUACCAGGAUGCUAGAGCUGUCGCUGUCGAGGAGAUGCAACAUGGCUACCCUCUGAGUCACCGUGGUGGGAUAAUAGAAUCCGUUGCCAUCCUCUACCUUGGAAGUUCUCAGGAACCGGGACGUGCUGGUUCACGCGUGACGUUCUCCCCCACCCGUAACGACCCUUGUAAGAAGUUUCGGACUUCAGGGAUCUUCAGAUGCGGCAGGUACGACAAAAGAUGUAGCAGCAAGUGGUGGCGCAAGAACAGCAGCCUGUCAGCCUCUCUUAGGCCCCCUCACCCUCCUUGCCAUUCCGGACACUUGAGUGCCACAAGGAAAGGACAGCUCAUGAAGACGGUACAGCCCGGGCAGGCACCGGCGAGUGCCGCGGGUAGAGCUCAUGAAGAUGGUAAGGCCCGGGCAGGCACCGGCGAGUGUCGCGGGUAGAGCUCACGAACGACGAAGAUGGUAAGGCCCGGGCAGG